This is a messenger RNA of Salvia hispanica, 3438 nucleotides long. RefSeq names its product protein NRT1/ PTR FAMILY 5.10-like. NCBI's taxonomy places the organism in Eukaryota, Viridiplantae, Streptophyta, Magnoliopsida, Lamiales, Lamiaceae. Gene Ontology annotation, molecular function: tripeptide transmembrane transporter activity; dipeptide transmembrane transporter activity. Gene Ontology annotation, biological process: transmembrane transport; dipeptide transport. The record is from RefSeq and is a predicted model, not a curated record. Gene Ontology annotation, cellular component: membrane.
GUUGCAUAUAACCAACUCUGCAAUUUUUUUUUAAAAAAAGGGGUCACAUUCAACUUCCAUUUCCAUUGCUAUAUUUUUGCUAUCACCGAGCUGAGAAAUGAACACCUCCUCCUCACAUUCCGACAUAACAAAGGAGAGAGAGCGAAGCAAUGGAUGCUGAAGCUCCGCUAGUAUGCGAUACCGUCAGGGGAUGCGUCAACUUCAAAGGCCGCAGCGUUCUCCGCUCCAAAACCGGAUGCUGGAAAUCUGCUUCCUUCACCAUAGGCGUUGAAAUGGCGGAGAGAUUUGCUUACUAUGGAAUCAGUUCCAAUCUGGUGAGCUAUCUCACCGGUCCGCUAGGCCAGUCCAUGGCUGCGGCGGCGGCGAGCGUCAAUGCGUGGGUGGGAACGUCAGCGCUCACACCGUUGCUCGGCGCAUUCGUCGCCAAUUCGUUUCUAGGGAAAUAUUGGACGAUCAUCGCUGCCUCUAUCCUCUACAUCUUGGGAUUAGGUUCACUGUCUGUAUCAGCAGCUCUCACUCCGUCUGAUUCCUCAACUCCUACUCGGAUUGAUGUGAUAUUCUUCUUCUUCGCGUUGUAUUUAGUCGCAUUUGCAGUAGGCGGCCACAAGCCUUGCUUGCAGGCGUUCGGAGCUGACCAGUUUGAUGAUGAGAAUGUGAAAGAGGCCCGAUCGAAGAGCUCAUUCUUCAAUUGGUGGAGUUUUUGCUUGUGUUUUAGCGUUGUGCUGAGCUUGUUAGUCUUGACCUACAUUCAAGACAAUCUGAGUUGGGUACUCGGCUUUGGAAUCCCCUGCAUUGUGAUGUGUUUUGCGCUAUCUGUGUUCUUGUUUGGGAUUGUGACAUACAGAUUCCGUGUGAAGAGUGAUGAGAGGAAUCCAUUUGUGCAAAUCGCCCGUGUUUUUGUCAGAGCUGUGAAAAACCGGCAUGCUGUGACAAACUGGCGUGCUGCUGCUGCUGCCUCGGAAGUUUUAACAUGUCUGGUUAUUGCUGUUUGUUACGAUUAUGUGGUGUUUGUGCUAGGUUUCUUGAUCGAGCUUAAUGGUGAGGAAGUUUGCAGCAUGAGUGAUAUUGAAGAUGCAAAGGCAAUUCUAAAGCUUCUCCCGAUAUGUUUGGCGUGUCUGCCUUUCACCGUUGUGUAUCAACAAUCCACAACUUUCUUCACCAAGCAAGGAGCCACAAUGGACCGUCACAUAACCAGCAAUAUCCAGAUCCCAGCUGCCGCCCUUCAGGCCUUCGUGCCCGGCUCCAUCAUCCUCUUCGUUCCAUUCUACGAGCACGUCCUAAUCCCCAUAGCCAGAGCCAUAAGCCACAAACCAACCGGCAUAUCACUUCUCCAAAGAAUAGGAACCGGCCUAGUUCUUGGCAUAGUUUGUAUGGUCGUUGCAGGCUUUACUGAAAGGAUACGCUUGGAGAUUGCUCUUCAACACUGGCUUUUCGACUUGCCUAAGGAGACUGUCCCGAUGAGCAUAUGGUGGCUGGUGCCUCAGUACUUGGUUAUGGGGGUUGCGGAGGUGCUGACAUUCGUUGGCCUUCAAGAAUUCUUCUAUGAUCAAGUUCCCGGUGGGCUGAAGAGUUUGGGACUUGCAAUGUCGUUUUCUGUGGUCGGCAUUGGUGGCUUCUUAAGCAGUUUCCUUGUGUCCAUCGUGGACAAGGCCACGGGUGGACGGGGCCAAGAUAGUUGGUUGUCGGAUAACUUGAAUCGGGCUCAUCUCGACUACUUCUAUUGGCUGCUGGCAGGGCUUAAUGCACUGUCUGUUGUCUUGUAUGACGUCGUGGCGGGCUUUGCGGAUUUUAAAGGCCGUCGCGCCAUCCGAUCGAAAACCGGACUAUGGAAGUCCGCUUAUUUCAUCAUAGGUGUGGAAGUGGCGGAGAAAUUUGCAUAUAACGGUGUAAGUUCAAAUCUCAUCACCUAUUUGACGGGGCCGUUAGGACAGUCGACGGCGUAUGCAGCUGCUAGCGUCAACGCGUGGACCGGCACGGCCUCGCUUUUGCCGUUAUUGGGUGCUUUCGUGGCCGACUCAUUUUUAGGCCGAUACCGUACAAUUAUUAUUUCGGUUUUGGUCUACAUUUUGAGUUUGGGGUUAUUGUCUCUGUCGGCUUCCCUCCACUCCGACUGCAAGGCCGGAGCUAAUACCUCCGAUUGCGCUCCUCCUUCGCUCGAACUCGUCGCCUUCUACCUCUCUUUGUACCUAGCUGCAUUUGGGGAAGGGGGAAUGAGGCCCUGCAUACAGGCUUUCGGAGCUGACCAAUUCGAUGGCGACGACGUCAAUGAGUCGAAAUCGAAAAGCUCCUUCUUCAACUGGUGGUAUUUUGCAAUGUCGGCUGGCUCUUUGCUGGCCCUCUUGAUCUUGAACUACAUUCAAGAUAAUCUUAGCUGGGAGCUCGGGUUCGGGAUCCCCUGCAUACUGAUGCUCGUCGUUCUCCUUUUUUACUUGCUCGGCUCCCCGACCUACCGGUUCCGCCUACACACCGAUGCCAAGAAUCCGUUCGCAAGGAUCGGCCGUGUUUUCUUGAACGCGACGAUUCCUCGCCGCGGCUGCUCUGACGCAGAUGCAGAGCAACCAAGAACCAAGUUUUUGGACCGGGCCGGGUGCAGUGAAGGCGACGUUAGGGACGCCAAGGCACUCCUCGGCCUCCUCCCCAUCUGGUUCACGAGUCUGGGCUUUGCGGUCGUGUUCUCGCAAAGCACAACCUUGUUCACCAAACAGGGCCAGACGAUGGACCGAGAGAUCUUCAGCGGUCUCAAGAUUCCCGCCGCAUCGCUGCAGUCUUUGUCGUUUUUCACCGUAAUUUUUAUCAUGCCAGUCUAUGACUGGGUACUGGUGCCGGCCGCCCGGUCCUUGACUGGGCGACCGGCAGGGAUAUCCAUGCUCCAGCGAAUCGGGGCGGGCUUGUUCAUGUCUCUGUUCUCUAUGGUGGUCGCCGCGCUUGUCGAGACAAGGCGUCUGGACGUUGCGGCCAAGUGGGGGUUGGUCGACGAGGCGGGGGCCACGCUCCCGAUGAGUGUGUGGUGGUUGGCACCCCAGUACGUGCUGUUUGGCUUGGCGAAUGUGUUUGUGCUCGUUGGGCUACAGGAAUUCUUCUAUGACCAAGUUCCUAGUGACUUGAAAAGUAUAGGGCUUGCACUAUACCUUAGUAUUUUAGGAAUAGGUGAUUUUUUGAGUAGUUUUUUAAUAGCUCUGAUCGAGUCGAUCACGACUCGAGGGGGGCAUGGUAGUUGGUUCGACAACAACAUGAAUCGAGCCCACGUGGAUUAUUUUUAUUGGUUGCUAGCUGGGAUUAGUGCAAUUGUGAUGCUAGCUUAUGCUUUCAUUGCAAAGUCCUACGUUUAUAGGGGAAGAGAUUUGGUGUGUUGUUAAUAGUGGAUGGUCGAAUUUGUAAACUAUAGUAGUAUUAGUCAAGAAUUUGGUCAUAGCAUGGAUUUUCCUUCUUUCUUCAUCA